Molecule: messenger RNA, 1963 nt
Organism: Piliocolobus tephrosceles (Ugandan red Colobus)
Lineage: Eukaryota; Metazoa; Chordata; Mammalia; Primates; Cercopithecidae
Gene: FBXL18
Product: F-box and leucine rich repeat protein 18
Exons: 3
Coding region: 126-1910 (594 amino acids)
Biological process (GO): SCF-dependent proteasomal ubiquitin-dependent protein catabolic process
Cellular component (GO): SCF ubiquitin ligase complex
Molecular function (GO): protein binding
Source: RefSeq, a predicted model, not a curated record
AGAGCCCGAUCCCUGCGGGGUCUCGGUUGAGCCGUGGACGCGCCGGCUUCGAGCAUCCCUAGCCGGGCAGGUGGGAGGCCCCGGGGUUGCGGCUCCCGCUGCCGCGGCUCGGCCCCGCCAGCGACAUGGCCAGCUCCGGAGAGGACAUAUCCAAUGAUGAUGAUGACAUGCACCCUGCAGCAGCUGGGAUGGCGGAUGGGGUCCACCUCCUGGGGUUCUCUGAUGAGAUUCUCCUUCAUAUCCUGAGUCACGUCCCCAGCACUGACCUGAUUCUGAACGUCCGGCGUACCUGUCGGAAGCUCGCAGCCCUGUGCCUUGAUAAGAGCCUCAUCCACACCGUGUUGCUGCAAAAGGACUAUCAGGCGAGCGAGGACAAGGUGAGGCAGCUGGUGAAGGAGAUCGGCAGGGAGAUCCAGCAGCUGAGCAUGGCUGGCUGCUACUGGCUGCCUGGCUCCACCGUGGAACACGUGGCCCGCUGCCGCAGCCUGGUGAAGGUGAACCUCUCGGGCUGCCACCUCACCUCCCUGCGCCUCUCCAAGAUGCUCUCGGCCCUGCAGCACCUGCGCUCGCUGGCCAUCGACGUGAGCCCCGGCUUCGACGCCAGCCAGCUGAGCAGUGAGUGCAAGGCCACGCUGAGCCGCGUGCGGGAGCUCAAGCAGACGCUGUUCACGCCCUCCUACGGCGUGGUGCCCUGCUGCACCAGCCUGGAGAAGCUACUGCUCUACUUCGAGAUUCUGGACCGCACACGCGAGGGCGCCAUCCUCUCGGGCCAGCUCAUGGUGGGCCAGAGCAACGUGCCGCACUACCAGAACCUACGGGUCUUCUAUGCGCGCCUGGCCCCCGGCUACAUCAACCAGGAGGUGGUGCGGCUCUACCUGGCUGUGCUUAGCGACCGCACGCCUCAGAACCUCCACGCCUUCCUCAUCUCUGUCCCCGGCAGCUUCGCGGAGAGCGGAGCCACCAAGAACCUCCUGGACUCCAUGGCGCGCAACGUCGCGCUGGAUGCCCUGCAGCUGCCCAAGUCCUGGCUGAACGGCUCUUCCCUCCUGCAGCACAUGAAAUUCAACAACCCAUUCUACUUCAGCUUCAGCGGCUGCACCCUGUCGGGCGGCCCUCUGAUCCAGCAGGUCAUCAACGGCGGGAAGGACCUGCGGAGCGUGGCCAGCCUGAACCUCAGCGGCUGCGUCCACUGCCUGUCCCCAGACUCGCUGCUCCGCAAGGCGGAGGACGACAUCGACAGCAGCAUCCUGGAGACGCUGGUGGCGUCCUGCUGCAACCUGCGCCACCUGAACCUCUCGGCUGCUCACCACCACAGCUCGGAAGGCCUGGGCCGCCACCUCUGCCAGCUCCUGGCCCGGCUGCGUCACCUGCGCUCCCUCUCCCUGCCUGUCUGCUCCGUCGCCGACUCCGCGCCGCGCGCCGACCGUGCGCCCGCCCAGCCCGCCAUGCACGCAGUGCCGCGCGGCUUUGGCAAGAAAGUGCGCGUGGGCGUGCAGUCCUGUCCCAGCCCCUUCUCCGGCCAGGCGGGCCCCCAGCCUUCCUCCGUGUUCUGGUCUCUGCUGAAGAACCUGCCCUUCCUGGAACACCUCGAACUGAUCGGGUCCAACUUCUCCUCCGCCAUGCCGCGCAACGAGCCCGCCAUCCGCAACUCGCUCCCACCCUGCAGCCGCGCGCAGAGCGUCGGGGACUCGGAGGUGGCCGCCAUUGGCCAGCUGGCCUUCCUGCGGCACCUGACGCUCGCACAGCUGCCUAGCGUCCUUACGGGCUCCGGGCUGGUCAGUAUCGGCCUGCAGUGCCAGCAGUUGCGGUCCCUGUCGCUGGCCAACCUGGGCAUGAUGGGGAAGGUGGUGUACAUGCCCGCGCUCUCAGACAUGUUGAAGCACUGCAAGCGGCUGAGGGACCUCAGGUGAGGGGGCCGCGGGGACCUCCCGGGCCUCUGUUGGAGGGUGGCGGAGGGAAGUGG